AUGGUGAUGAACUUCCUUUUCAUGUCAAAAACUGAAGAUUCUGAUAUAAAGCUUACUGAAUUCGGUCUUUCAAACUUCAUCAAGCCAGGGGAUUCAUAUCUUAUACCUGGAACAGAUGGUGUAAGAACCAAACUUAAGUUGGCAUUGGAGACUGGAAUCCAUGAUUCCAUUGGAAUUGAUUUGGUGGGAAUGAGUGUGAAUGACAUCAUCACAUCUAGAGCAAAGCCUUUAUUCUUUCUCGAUUAUUAUGCAACAAGUCGCCUUCAUGUUGAUCUUGUUGAAAAGGAUAUAAAAGGAUUUGUUGAUGGUUACCAACAAUUUGACUGUGCUCUUUUGGGUGGGGAGACAGCAAAAUGCCAAAUUUUUAUGCAGAAGGUGAAUACCAUCUUUGGCGGUUUUGUAGUUGGCAUUGUGAAAAAGGAAAUGAUUAUAAAUUUGAAAGCUCCAAUGAAAGUGUUUGGUGAUUUACAUGGACAGUUUGGUGAUCUCAUGCGCCUCUUUGAUGAAUACGUAUUUCCUUCUACUUCUAGAGACAACAUUCAGUAUCCUCAGAAUGUCCAUUUGAUACGUGGAAAUCAUGUAUUACUUUUAUGA
Messenger RNA from Lactuca sativa (garden lettuce), 594 nucleotides. Lineage: Eukaryota; Viridiplantae; Streptophyta; Magnoliopsida; Asterales; Asteraceae. The record is from RefSeq and is a predicted model, not a curated record.